Esox lucius (northern pike) is the source of this 9256-nucleotide messenger RNA. It is a transcript of the gene grid2ipa, whose product is annotated as glutamate receptor, ionotropic, delta 2 (Grid2) interacting protein, a. The record is from RefSeq and is a predicted model, not a curated record. NCBI's taxonomy places the organism in Eukaryota, Metazoa, Chordata, Actinopteri, Esociformes, Esocidae. The coding region runs from base 331 to 6150 and encodes 1939 amino acids. Gene Ontology annotation, molecular function: protein binding. Gene Ontology annotation, biological process: regulation of DNA-templated transcription. The transcript is spliced from 24 exons.
CCCAGAUUUUGUAUUGGCUGUAAGCAAAACCAGCUAGCUGGAAGAUCUUACCUGCAAUGGGAAGCCUGACUUCUAGAGCGCUGUCCCUCACUCUCCUUCACGCCAUACCUCUGGGUCUAUGAUCUAGGAAUGUUGGACAUUGGCCUACUUGUAUCUGCCAAUGUGACCGCUUGACAGGGCUUGACUCGUUGGUCUUGGUGGGGGUGCUGGCACUACGGGACAGGAGCCAGAUAGAGGAUAAGGGUGGGUACCAGAGACGGUGACUUUGGGGCGUUGGCUGAACGUGUUCUUGCAAACUUUGACCACUCCGUGGACACCAGCAGGGUAAAGAUGAGGCGCUUUCUGAGCCGUAAAGGCCGCUUCUCUCUUCGCCAGAGCAAGUCUGGACCUCGCGGCGCCUCCAAAGAUUUCUAUGAUGCUUUCCGUCAACAAAUGGGCUGUCCUCCAAUGAAUAUUCCAAUGAACAUCAACCUGACCCUUCCGGCAACCAAUCAGAACUGGCCCGAGGAGUUUGGGUUCACUCUGGGUGGCGCGGGCCCUAGCUACAUCCUGUCUGUGGUUGAAGGCAGCAGUGCCUACCUGGCGGGCCUGCAGCCUGGAGACCAGGUGGUGGACAUUGAAGGCCAGGAUGUGUCCUCUCUCAGUACCCAGGCCUUGGUGGCCCUGGCACAGACACUGAAGACUGUCCCCCCCAGCAUCGGAGUGGUGUCACGCAUAGAACAGAUGGACAUCAACCCAGGCCCUGAUGGCCGUUUUGGCUUCACCAUUGUGGGAGACUGCCCCCUGUUGGUGGAUGACUGCCUGCCCAACUCCCCGGCGGGCCGAAGCGGCCUCCGGGCUGGUGACUAUGUGAUGGAGGUCAACGGGAUCCCUGUCAAGCAUCAUGAAACUGCUGCAGCCAUGAUCAAAGCUGCACAGGGCCGCCCACUGCGCCUGGGUGUGCUUAGUAUGAGACGGAGGAUCAAGCGCCUCAGUCACAGCAUGAAGGAGGUGUCUCUGAGCGGGGAUAGCAUCAGACAGGACCGCGCGCACAAGGCCCUGGAGUUUAACAAGAAGGUGGAGGAGGUCCUUGGUGAUGACCCUGAUGUGAAGGAGCAGUUGUUUGGGGUUCUGAAACAGUAUGCAGCCGAGCGUAACGUGGAGAACCUAGCCGAAGCCCUCCCCGACAUCUUAGUUAGUGAAGACCAUCAGCAGCUGAUUGACAGCGUCAGGAUCUUUAUCCCCAAGAAGCACCGGGAACGCUUCGACGAGGUCGUGUCCCAGAGCCUGAUGGGCCGGCUCAAGGGGCGGAGCUUCAGCGAUCCGAACCGCAACCGCCUACGCCGGAGUCGCAGCGAGGACCACCCGGAGCGCCUGCUGGUGUCCACCCGCGCCAGCUCUGUCCCCCGAACGCACGCCGAGGAGAGCAUGGCGCCCCCUGGCCGUGGCCUCAGAAAGACUACCUCCCUGACUGCAGGGCACGUCAACGCUGCGCCCCCUCGCAGGACAGUUCGAGUCUGCAAAGGCAACCUGAGUUUUGGAUUCACCCUAAGGGGCCAUGCACCUGUAUGGAUCGAUUCAAUUAUCCCAGGAAGUCCAGCAGAGAAAGCAGGACUCAAACCUGGAGACCGCAUCUUGUUUCUCAAUGGACUUGACAUGAGGAGUUGUUCACAUGAGAAGGUCGUCUCCAUGCUGCAGGGCAGCGGUGCCAUGCCCACCCUGGUGGUGGAAGAAGGUCCCACCGGCUUUACACUGGCAGAGCCGGAGCAGCCAGGAGGUCCAGGACGGGUGUCCCCAGGUGGAGGCGUCCCACGUUCCCCAGUGCUCAGCUCUCUGCAGUGGGUGGCUGAGAUCUUGCCCCCCUCUAUCAGGGUCCAGGGACGCACCUUCGGACAGCAGCUGGAGCACCUGCUCACCAUCCAGGAAAGAUACACCAUCUGCAAAGCCCUGGAGAACUUCUUCCAGCACAGGAAUGUGGACACCUUGAUCGUGGACGUGUUCCCGGUGUUGGAUACACCAGCCAAACAGGUGAUCUGGCAGUUUGUCUACCAGCUGUUGACCUAUGAAGAGCAAGAGCAUUGCCAGAGCAAGAUCUCACGCUUCCUUGGGUACAAGGCUGCAGCGCCAGCCCCCCCACCUGAGCCAGAGCCCGCCCCCGAGCCCCAUCGCCGUAGCAGCUCCAUGAGAGUGACAGGAACCGCCUACAGGGCCAGCAUGCGUGGGCGGAGCUCUGACGACCUUGUCAUCGGCACUCACCUGGGGAUGGGGGUCCGUACUGAUCCGAUGGAGAUGGGAAUGAGACUGGCUCCAGGAGAAAGGCAGUCAGGGGAUGGGACAUCCCUCCCAGAGACCCCAAACAACCUCACCAAUUUGUCUGCAGUGUAUGCUGAAUUAGAGAAUGUGUAUUCAGGGAAGCGGUCCAAGUCCCUGAAGGCUCGAGCUCCUCCGUCUGCGGACAGUCUGAUGGAACUCGAAGUUCUCCAACACGCAGGUUCUCCAUCCAUGCAUGCUAACACAGCAGGUAGCCGUAAGGGCCCUCCACCAGGCUGGCAGGAGCCCCUCCCAAGCCCCCCUCACCAAGUCCAGUACUACCCCCCAGGUCUCACCUCCCAGACCAGUGCCGACUCCAACCCCUACAUCAGUCUGGACAGUCCCCCUCCCUCACCCCCAAACUACCCUGCCAGUCCACCUUCACACGCACGCCUCAAUAAGAGGCGCUACACGUUUUCCCAUCUACCACACACCUAUGAUACGGACCGCUUCCUGGAUGCACUGACUGAGCAACUGGGUCAGAGGGUCGCCAAUGUUGAUGACUUCCUGUCACCUGAAAAUGACUACGAGGAGGAUGUUGUCCAGAUGAGCUUCCCAGAUGAGGACGAUGAGGACGAAGAGGAGGUGGGUGUGGAUGAUGAAGAUAGAGAUGGGGGUUUCAUUGUACCCCCUGAGCUGAGCAGCCCCAGUGAGUGCCAGAGCAGCAGUGGCGAGGACGCCUCCUCCCUUACUUACUCCUCCUCCUCGGAACACAUCCCCCCUCCUCCGAUGACCCCACCACCACCUCCACCUGUCCAAUUUAAUGACCCUCCUCUAUCCCCAAGCUACAAUGCCACCCCUCAACAGUCUCCCAGAAUUCAACUGCCUUUCCGCCGUCACCCUGGGCCACCUCCAGCCCCACCUCCUCGCUCCAAUCCGCCACCGAAACGGCAGUCAAUUCACAAGGUGCUUCCAACCCGUGAGGACUUGCUAGCCCAUGCUGCAAUUCAGGAACAAAAAGCAUACCAGGAGAAACAAGCAUUCCAGGAACAACAAUCAUUCCAGGAGCAAAAGGACUUCCAGGAGCAACAAGCUUUCCAGACGCAACAAGCAUACCAGGAGCGACAUGCAUACAAGGAACCACAAGUGUUCCAGGAGCAGCAAGUGGCCAAUGAGAAAAAAGGGUUCCAGGAACAACUAUCUUUACAGGAGCAACAAGCAUAUCAAGAGCAGCAAGCAUAUGAGGAACAAAAAGGAUACCAGGACCAACACGCGUUCCAAGGGCAACAAGCAUACCAGGACCAACAAGUGUUCCAAGGGCAACAAAUAUACCAAGACCAACAAAUGUUCCAAGGGCAACAAGCAUACCAGGACCAACAAGCGUUCCAAGGACAACAAGCAUACCAGGACCAACAAGCGUUCCAAGGGCAACAAGCAUACCAAGACCAACAAAUAUUCCAAGGGCAACAAACAUACCAGGACCAACAAGCGUUCCAAGGACAACAAGCAUACACAGACAAACAAGCGUUCCAAGGGCAACAAGCAUACUCGGACCAACAAAUGUUCCAAGGGCAACAAGCAAUCCAGGAGCAACAAGCAUAUCAAGAACAACAGGUGUACCAGGAGCAACACAUUUACCAGGGGCAUCAAUCAUUGCCUGCUCAGCCCUCACAUUCUGCACAUCCCCUUCAGCAGCUCCAUCAGUCACUGCCCCCCCUCCCCUCUCCGGAGGCAGCUCACACUCAUCCAGACCACACAGGCAAUGCACUCUACCAGAUGCACCCAUCUCAUAAACAGACUCACCGUCAGAGCCGCCGUCAAACUCGCUCAGCCACAUCGCCUCACAACGCCCCAGCCCGUUCCCCUGUUCAUCCAGAUAGGCAGAGUCAGUUCUCAGAAGAAAUCUAUCAGAGUCUCCAUCAUACACAGUCACAUCACUCAUCCAUUGAACUCCUUCACCAAGCUCAUCAGGUCCAACACCACCACUCGUCCAUGGAGCUUCUUCAUCAAGCCCAUCGAAAACAGCAGCAUCACUCAUCCACGGAGCUCCUUCAUCAAGCCCAUCAAAUACGCCAAGAUCAGCCUCUUCCUCCACACCCAGAUCAGGAUAUCCACCAAUCUGGUCCAAAUCCUCAGAGCCAUCAGAUUCACCCGUCCACCCAUUCCUGCCACCAGGGUCAGCAGACUCAUCAGACUCGCCAGUCCCUCAAGUCUCAUCGCACUCAUCAGUUAUCUCCACAGCGUCCUCACUCCAUCCAGCAGACUUACCAUCACACUCCCCAGAUCCAACACAUCCAUCACCAGGUCCCUCUUCAGCCCACUCAGCCAGAGCUCCAUCAGAUCCACCUCAUACACCAGCCAACCCAUCAGCGCCACCACCCCCAACCCACCUUGUCCACCUUCCAGCCCCUACCGCCUCACCAACCCACUCUGUCCAGUUUCCAGCCUCUGCCCGAACUCCAUCCCCACCAAACCCAUCAGGUCCACCCCUCUAACCAGGGCCGUCCUCAGUCCCAGCCCUCUCAGCGACUGCUCCAAUCCCAGUCUAACCACCAAUCCUCCCAGUCGCAUCACCAUUCCCACCACCAAUCCCAGUCUCAGCCCAAGCAACAUUCCCAGUCCCAGAAUAACUUGGACCAGUUAGGGCAUCAGGAGCCCCCUCCUCCUCCACCCCUGCCCCCUCCCGGAACUCCGCCUCCGCUGCCUCGCAACAGCCUUCCAAAAAUGGACUCCAACCAUAUGAGUGUAAAGCGGCUUCGCUGGGAACAGGUGGAGAACUCUGAGGGCACCAUCUGGGGACAGUUAGGAGAGGAUUCUGAUUAUGACAAAUUGAAUGACAUGGUGAAGUAUCUGGAUCUAGAACUGCACUUUGGAACACAAAAGAACCCCAUUUCUCCUCCAGAGCCUGUCCCCCAGCUGGAGACCUUCAAGAAGAAAGAGGUGGUUGAGAUUCUCUCACAUAAAAAGGCCUACAAUGCAUCCAUCCUGAUUGCACACCUGAAGCUUUCCCCGGGUGAGCUCCGCCAGGUGCUGAUGAACAUGGCCACAGAACGGUUGGAGCCGGCCCAUAUCAAGCAGCUGCUGCUUUAUGCCCCUGAUGCGGAGGAGGUUAGGCAGUAUGAGCAGUACCGACAGGACCCGGCAAAGCUUAGCGAGCCUGACCAGUUCGUACUGCAGAUGCUUUCAGUGCCGGAGUACAAGACUCGUUUGAGAAGCCUCCAUUUCAAAAGCACUUUGCCGGAGAAGACGGAGGAGAUGAGAGUGGGAUACGACUGCAUCUACAAUGCCUCCAUGGAGCUCAAGACAAGCAAGAAACUGGCCAAGAUACUGGAGUUUGUUCUGGCAAUGGGGAACUAUCUGAACAACGGUCAGCCCAAGACAGGCAACAAGACCACUGGGUUUAAGAUCAACUUUCUCACUGAGCUCAGCACCACAAAAACAGUGGAUGGGAAAUCGACGUUUCUGCACAUUCUCAUCAGGUCAUUGAGUCUUCACUUUCCCAAUGUCCUGGAUUUUGCCAAGGAUCUUACCACAGUUCCCCUGGCCGCCAAAGUGAACCAAAGAACCCUCACAUCUGAUCUAAAUGACCUUCACACUACCAUCCAGGACAUCCGGACUGCGUGCCAGAAAAUGCCUGCUACCGCAGAUGACCGCUUCUAUGCCGUCAUGAGUGGUUUCCUGGAGAACAUCCACCCCGCAUUACAGUCUCUGGAGUCCCUACAGCAGAGGGCUAUGGAGGAGUUUUCCAAGACAGCCUCCUUCUUUGGAGAGGACAGCCAGACCACUAACACUGAGAGCUUCUUUGGGAUCUUCGCCGAGUUCCUCGCCAAGUUUGAGAGAGCUCUCAGUGAGAACCAAGCAAAUGAGAACCCUCCUAAGAGUCCAAGGAGCCCAAGAAUGGCCUCACCACUGGCCUGGUGAACAAGUAGGCAGUGCAGGCUAGCAGAUAGAAAGGCAAGCAGGCAGGAAGGCUAGCAGGCAGGCAUACAUACAUUUAUAACAUACACACACAGAUGGCAAUAAUUGAGCUCACACUGACUCGCAGACAGAUACACACACACAUUCACAACCACAGAAUGUUGGAAUUCUUGUACAAAUCGUGACCUGCAGCUACUUUAACCUCUUUAUCUUACAUGGUUAUAGAUUGCUCCUUCUGAACAGACAAAUACAGGGUCAAUGUUGUUUUUUUAUAGUUGUAUAACUGAGCAUGUUAUUUGAUUUAUCUAAAUGCAAAGAUUCAUGAAAUGGAAUAAGAAUGUGACUAUAUCAGUAACUAUUUUAACCCACCUGUUUGUAUGUACAAUGAUAUUAGAACUUUAGAAAAGCUUAGUUCCAAAAUGGUAUUUACACUUUAAGAAAUGUUGGGACAUUAUUUAUCAAAACACCUUGUGAAUGAGAUAGAGCAGUCUUUUUUUAUAUUAUCAUAACAUGGGCAAGUUCAAAAAAGAAUUAUAGAAAGCUAAUUUUAUUUUAGAGAGACAAUCUUGUUUUUUGCUUAGCACUACAUAUUCGCCUCACUCUCAGGUAAAUAAGUAGUAUUGCAAUGUUUUACAAAGUCAAUGGGAUAAAGAACUACAUUGUCAAUAAAGAACAGUACACAUUAUACAUUUUUACAACAAUCUUUAAAACAUGUUUUGAGUGACUCAUGACAGUAAUAUGAGAACUGUAUAUAAAUUAUUAAAAUGUAACAUUUUUGUCAUGUAGUGGAAAAAAAUGCAAAUGUGAAAAAUGUACUUGCAUCUUGUUUAGGAAUACGUUUUUACAUUAAUAAUCCAGCAAGUAUGUCUACAAAACAUGUUCAGCUUCAAGAAACAAAAUAUUCCAUAUGGACUAUAGUUUCAUAACAGAGAUCUAUAUAUUAUUAAAUCACAUUUCAAACUCCAUUUGUCUUGUCACAAAUACCACAAAUUGUGAUGAAUAACAAAGUUUCCCUCUAACUCUAUGAAUGUUUGCUGAUGAAGUGGACAGUUUACUGUACAUACUGUACAAUAUCAGAACUAAAAGUCCUAUAUACAAAUGAGCAUUGUUAGAAAAGGUCUGACACAGAUGUUAACAUACAGAUUCUCUAUAGAAGCAUAGCCCUUGUUAAACUGAUAACCUGCUUUGUUAAAAUAACGUGCCAUGUUAAGUAUCCUAACCUGCUAUCUUAGUCCUACGAACUUUCUACCAUUUCUUUGACUAAUGCAUUUAUUGCUCCUGCUUUGUGGAUGGAUAACCCUAAAGCAAGAUAUCUCAGUAGCUUUUUGUAGAUGGUGGAAGGAACAAUAAGCAGGAAGGAACAAUAAGUAUACCAAAGCCAUACAUUAGGGGGAAACACUAUUUUGACAGUCCCAAAAGCACUAAAGAUUAUCUACUGACUAUCAGUAACAUUUUAACUAUCUACUAAACCUUACUCUUAUCUUAACCUUUAUCCCAACCCUAACUGUAGCCCUAGCUUUAGCAAACCCAUAUUGGAGCCAGAUAUUAUAUAGGAACCAGAUAUUAUAUAGGAACCAGAUAUUAUAUAGGAACAAGCAUUCGGUUGACAUUGUAAACAGUAAUAAUUUGACUUUUGUUUCCAAAACAUGCUGUAGCUUUAUACUGAUAUUUCACUUUCGAUUUUCUGACCAAAAUUUAUAAAGUGGCUAUACUCACUGGGCCUAAAAUCUAUCUCUUCUAUAUUUUUGGAAUUAAGUGUAUAUUGUAUGAUAUCCAAUGCAUAUUUAUUGCACAUCUACUAAAGAAAAGUAAGUGUAAAUAAAGAUGGCUGUAUUUGUGGUGUUAAAUAUGCGUGCCUCUCUAGCUGCGUUCCCAAAUACAACUGAAUUUUGAUAUACUGCAUCCCCAGUAAAACUCCAUUAGGAGUCAUCAUGUUCUAUCAUGAUUUACACACUUUCUUUUUGAUUGUUAUUGGAGAAUGUGAGAGUCCUUAACUCAAAAGUAUAAUCAAAAACAAAUAGAAUUGGUUCCUAUAAAAAUAUUUUACGAGCCCCAAAACAAAUCUAUUAGUAGAGUUCAUACUGACAUACAGAAAAAAUGCACAAUGCCAUUUGCUGUUAUCAACACUUUUGUUGUUGAUUUUCUACAUUUUCAUGUCGAUGUUGGCAUGAUGUACCUUAAUUUUAAUGUUUGUACUUCAAAGAGGUACAUCAAUUCCAUGAAGCACAUUACAUUACAUGCUGCAACUCUAUUGGCUAAUGAUGUUAAUGCGUAACCUUAUCAAAUAAUUUUUCAGCACAUCAUUCUCUUGCUAGUUAUGGACUAUUCUUGGACAUCACAUUCGAUAAACAACACUGCCCUUUAGCAUCUUACACAUAAGAUAUUUUCAGAAUAUAAUUUUGGAAUAAUCUUAGGCAAGAUAAGGCAACUGUUUAAUAAAAAGGAAAAUAAAUACACGCUACUAUUGAUAUUAAUAACAUGUUGAUAAGUUAUUGCAAUUUUUUUUUAUCUGUAUGUUUGGGAUGUUUAUUUCUGACUUGCGUUAUCUGAAUACCUAUUCACAUUCAGCAUUGUGCUAUUUAAAUUUUUGCUCUCAAUUUAAGGCUAUCUUUAUGUUUUGUAUUAUGACUAAUAAUGACCAAUGUUGACAAUUAUAAAGACUGAUUCGUAAACAUUGUCCUGAAUCACUGUUUCUUCAUGUUAUCCAACAUUAGAAUUGGCUUAACAAAACAUAACUCAUGAUCUAACAUUUUACAACCUGUGAUAUGUUUUUGAUACUGUAUGUGAAGAGGAAACAUGUUAAUGAUGAUCAGUGAGAUACUACAGAGAUGACCCGAUGCAUCCUGGUAUAUAAAGACAAGUGUUAGAGCCAUGGUUAAGUUAAAGGAUAGGAUGAGGUUUAAUGUUAGCCUUAGUAGAUAUUUAUUUGAAAUGAAAUGCUUGCUAAGAUUGACUUGCUUAUAUCUUUCUAUAAGAAUCAUCAGCACAGAAUACCAUUUCAUUCUAGAACUACUGUCAAAGAUCAACUACAGGGGUGUCAAAAGGACAUAAGGGAAGGUGUACAUAAAAUGUGCAGGUUUUGCAACUUAACCAUCAACUUUCAUUCUAC